CAUGAAAACAAAGAUCUACUUUUUCAAUAUCUUUCAGGACACUUGACACAUUCCAGAGAAAAGCUGUUUUUUUGGGGUUGUUUUUUUUUUUUUUUACUGUGAAGUUCAGAAGAAUCUGCAUUCUCUGGGAUUUUAAAUAAGUAUAAAAUGAAAACAGUUUAAAGCUUAGCCUUCAAAAUGAAUGUUGAAAAGUCAGAUGACAAAGCAGAGAAUGGCUUGAAGUCUUCCUUACUUAUAAGGGAUGAAAAUGGAAAUAACUACGCAUGUCACAGAGCUACACCUUCUUUAAAGAAUUGUACCGCAGAGACAGACAGUAAUUCGACUGACCAAAAUACAGUGACUGAGCAGGAAGAUGAUACCACCAUUCUUGAAAAUAACAGUGACUUCAGAAGUACUCUUCUAAAACAGCAGGGUAUUGAAGCACUUCAUCUGCAGAGGACACCUGGUAAAUACACCUGCACAGGAGCUCUGUUGGGAGAUGCAGAUGCUGCAUGCAAGUCUUCCAUGACUGAACAGAUUUGUGAGUAUCCUUUGAACCGUGACUUGGAAGAAGCAACAAACUUACUGAAAGGUAAUGUUGCUGUGGCAAAAAUGCAAAGUCAGAGCAUCAAACAAUCGGUGCCUUACAGUCAGACUGACUCUGAGUGUGUAUUACCUCCUGCUUCAGAACAGAACACACAGUCCCUGGUAAAUGACAGGACAUGUUGCCACCUGACCAUGUUGGAUGUUACUAAUAUUGUAGGUGAAACUCUGGGAACUGACCAAAAUGAUGACAUGGAUCCAAGAGAAACACUAAUCUCUUCUGAAGUAUGUACGAGAGAGCGGUCUGAUAGAACCAGCUCGGAAAGAACACCUAAUUUCUCCUCUGCAGUAGUGGCUCCAGAAAGCCCAGAUGCCUGUUCAGAACCUGAAGUCUAUUGUCCUUCCCCUGCAGGUGUUAAGCACUACCUAAAUAACACUGAUAAGCCUGAUAACGAAUCACAGGAAACAGAAACAGAGUCUGUAAAACUAGCUGCUGGAUGUAGAGAUCCUUAUAGGCAAGAUGCAUUAUCACCAUGUGUUAAUUUUAAUGAACAUGACAAAAUCAAAUUCUCACAGGAUACGCCUGAUCAUGGUGAAACUGGGAAUUCCAGUGCUAAAACGUGCAUGGAUGGUCCUGUAAGUAGUGUGCACCUUCUCCCACUAAAUAAAACGGAUGAAGAGCAAUUAUCAAAGAAAACCAAUGAACUCUCAACCAGAGAACAGCAUAUCUCUGGAAAUGCUGCUCUUCGGGAUACAUGCAACACCUCUUCUGUAUCUUACAGUGUACCAAAAUUGAAUAGGGCUGUUACACCUGAUCUGAAAUGUGAAGCAACUUUUGUGGUCUUCAGUCCUAUGGCUGAUGAAAGUGAUCCAGCUCUGUGUACUUCAACCCCUAAAGAGCUAUCAAAAAAUACAACUUUCUGUGUUCCAGCCUUGGUGGAACCCAGAGACGAGUCUCCCAAAUUGAGACCAAAUGAGGCAUUUGCAGGAGGGCAUAAUAGACAGCCUUUACGUAAGGCUAGUUCAGGUCAAAGUGCAGGAAAAACGGUGGGCAGGUCUCCUAUUGUGUCAACACUAACCAAAGCAAAGAAAUCAGAGAUUGUUAGUUUUCCUAGACCUAAUUUCAAAAACGUUAAGCCAAAGGUUAUGUCUAGACCUUCUCUACAGUCAAGAGACAGUGCAGCCUUUAAACAGUCUCCCCAGUCGCCCCAGCCAUCAGCUGGCUCCUCGCCCUCACUGGUUGCUUCCCCAAGGCGAUUGUCCCCCUCUAUAAAAGUGCUGAAGAAGAAAAUAGAUCUUGCUAAAGAUAGUGCAGUGGAAUUGCCUGUGAAUAAGCCCCACAAGCUACAUCUUAACAAACACCUCUUCACUAGCCAAGAUGUACAUGCCACAACACAUCCCAGAAAUGUUUCCCACAAAGCUUCAAAGACACCUCUGUUAAAACAGAAUCCGGAAGACACUGGCAAAGCAAACUCUACCCAUUCGGCAUGCUCCUCUGCUUCUGCUGUGCUUCCAGCAUGUGUAGAGAACUCAAAAGAAAUGCUGAAUGAUAAAAUGGAAAGUUCAGACUCUUUAGUGGAGCCCUGUGCUCAGAAUACCUUCCUGGCUGGAGGUGAAAGUGAGCAAAGCAGCAACAUGGGAAUCUUUCUGGAAGAAGCUUUGUUAAAAGAUGUGGCCAAUGAAACGUUUGACCUGCACUCUGUUCCUUUGAUGCCUUCUGUGAAGGAUGGGACAACACCAGGGAAAAGCAUACUGAAGAAAGGUCCAUUCACACUACGGAGUGCAUCAACUCCCAAAGUUAAAACGGUGCCAUCUGUGUUGCCCUUGAAGAAAGGAUGUGAAAAUAAAACUAUUGGCGCAGUUAAAACACCUCACAAAGGGGCUGUUCAGUCAUCAAGCUCUGGAUCUUUGCCAAGAGAGAGGCAUGCCUCUGUGAAAAAUACUCCAGUCUCCUGGGCUGGCUCUGGUAAACCACUCACCAAAUCCAAAGUGCCUGUCAAAAGAUCAGUGCUUGAGAGAACUCCUAGCAUCUCAUCAGUCAGCAGUGCCCAGAGUGAGCCAAGUCAUUUCAGCAGUAACUCUGCAAGUGCCACAGUCGUCAUCAAGAAUGGAGAAUGGCCUACAAAACCAGCCUGUCAGAAUGGUACUUCUGCUCCUGUCCCUUUGAAAGCAGUACCAAGACCCAGGUUACACGCAUUGAAGUCAACCCCAAAAGGAGCCAAGGCCAGGUCUGUUUCACUGAAUCAGUGCACACCAAAAUUAUCUGGACCACUGCACUCAGCAAGGAAAGUCAGUGAGACUAGAGGUACUCCUGGAAGAAACGGACACCAAAGCCUAUCUUGCUUGGGUUCUGUUGACAAGGGCAAGCCGUGGAAUCCCAGGAGCUCGUGCGUACCAGCUCAAGCCUCCUCAGAUGCACAUUCACUUGGUACAAAAGCAGCCGAGCUGACACAGUACAAAACAAAAUGUGAGACCCAAAGUGGAAUCAUCCUGCAGCUGAAAAGAUUCCUGACAAGCAGCAACCAGAAGUUUGAAGCGUUAACAGUUGUGAUCCAGCACCUGCAGUCUGAGAGGGAGGAAGCACUGAAGCAGCGCAAAGAGUUAUCUCAGGAACUGGUUAACCUUCGAGGAGAACUAGUAACCACUUCUGCAGCUUGUGAGAAAUUGGAGAGAGACAGGAAUGAACUGCAGGUUGCUUAUGAAGGGUUUUUGCAGAAGUUAAAUGAGCAACAUCACAAUGAUUUGGCUGAGCUGGAGGAGAGGCUUAAACAGUUUUACACUGCAGAGUGUGAGAAACUCCAAAGCAUAUGCAUUGAAGAAGCUGAGAAGUACAAAGCGCAACUCCAAGAGCAGGUGGACUAUUUAAAUAUCACACAUGAAAACUUUAAGCAGGAACUUGAAAGGAGCCACUCGGAGAAGGUAGAGGAGCUGAAAAAGGAGUACGAGUCCUCUUUUUCAGAACUCAAGAGUGCUCAUGAAUCUGAAAGGAAGUCGCUUGAAGAUUCCUUUACGGAGAAGCAGGAAUCGCUAGAGAAAAAAAUCGAUGAAUUAAAAUGUGAAAAUGACUCUCUGAGUGAGAAGUUGAAAUUAGAAGAGCAAAAACAAGUAGCCAAAGAAAAAGCCAAUCUUAAAAACCCACAGAUUAUGUACCUGGAACAGGAGCUGGAGAGCCUGAAGGCAGUGCUGGAGAUCAAGAAUGAGAAACUCCACCAGCAGGAUAUAAAACUAAUGAAGAUGGAGAAACUGCUGGAGAACAACACAAUCCUAAUGGAUAAAUUAAAGAAGGUUCAGCAAGAAAAUGAAGAAUUAAAAGCUCGGAUGGACAAACACAUGGAGCUUUCAAGGCAACUUUCUACGGAGCAAGCUGUUUUACAGGAGUCACUGGAGAAAGAAUCAAAAGUGAACAAGCGCCUGUCCAUGGAAAAUGAAGAACUACUGUGGAAGUUGCACAAUGGUGACCUAUGCAGCCCAAGAAAACUGUCUCCCAGUUCUCCAUCUGUGCCUCUUCAGUCCCCACGGAAUUCUGGUAACUUCUCUAGUCCUACAGUAUCACCGAGAUGACAUCUCUUGAGAGAAAGAGGGGAUUGCAUUUCAUUUGUGAUCUGCAGAACCAAUCCUCACUUCAGUCACAAGAGCAAGAGCUACAUUAGCCAAGUGUGGCAACUAAACAUAACUGGAAGCUAUUUGGUGCAAAAGUGGCGGUAAGAGACUGAGAAUAUGGGAAUAAGACAUUCAUGUUGCUCUUCCCAAAAGACUUGUUUAUGACCUCUAUGGACAUUGUUGCACAAAGCACUUACAGAGCAAGAAAAGACUUGUUCAUUGCCUUUUCACCUAACUAUAAGGAAAAGCUCAGGGGCGUAGAGAUAAAGAUCACCACCUUUAUAAUAUGUUCCUAUCACAGACACUUUUUUUAAGGUUGUGUGUAUGCCUGUGUGCGUGCAUGUGCUGUGUGCGGAAUGGAUGUAACACACUGUGCGUGUGUUUAAUGCUGCCUUCUUUGCUGUGUAUGUAAUAAAGGAUAAAAGCUGAAGACUAUA
Molecule: messenger RNA, 4559 nt
Organism: Neopsephotus bourkii (Bourke's parrot)
Lineage: Eukaryota; Metazoa; Chordata; Aves; Psittaciformes; Psittacidae
Gene: MTUS1
Product: microtubule associated scaffold protein 1
Exons: 15
Coding region: 178-4083 (1301 amino acids)
Cellular component (GO): nucleus; cytoplasm
Molecular function (GO): microtubule binding
Source: RefSeq, a predicted model, not a curated record